Messenger RNA from Camelina sativa (false flax), 1834 nucleotides. NCBI's taxonomy places the organism in Eukaryota, Viridiplantae, Streptophyta, Magnoliopsida, Brassicales, Brassicaceae. The record is from RefSeq and is a predicted model, not a curated record.
AAACGGAUCCCGUCCCGCGUGGUCUGAUCAGUGUCGGUGCGCCCUCUCGAUUUCCUUAUUUUUAGCCAAAAUCUGUUGCUUUCGAAUCCCUAGAUCUAGCUCUGUUUUUUUAAAAAAACAAAAUCGACCUAAGGAGAACAAAAUGGUGGCGAAACCAAGGUCAAGAUGUUGUUGUUGUACUUGGUUCAUCGGUAUCAUCGUCUUAAUCGCUGUAAUUCUCGCGGUCGUUUUAACAUUCAAGCAUAGAUCAAACCACUCAGAUGACGAUCAACCUGGCUCCAUUGACAAGAAGUACGCUGAUGCUCUCAAGAUCGCUAUGCAAUUCUUCGAUAUCCAGAAAUCUGGUAAGCUAGAGAACAACAAGAUAUCAUGGAGAGGAGAUUCAGGUCUUAAAGAUGGAAGUGAAGCAAGUCUUGACCUUUCCAAAGGUUUAUACGAUGCUGGAGAUCACAUGAAGUUUGGUUUCCCUAUGGCUUUCACUGCUACAGUUCUCUCCUGGUCCAUUCUUGAGUACGGUGAUCAAAUGGCUUCUGUUAACCUAUUGGAUCAUGCUAAAGACUCUCUCAAAUGGACGACUGAUUUCCUUAUUAAUGCUCAUCCUUCUCCAAAUGUUCUCUAUAUUCAGGUGGGAAAUCCGGAGACGGAUCAUAAAUGCUGGGAUAGGCCAGAAACUAUGACUAGGAAUAGAACUCUUACCAAGAUUGAUACAGAGACUCCAGGGACUGAGGUUGCUGCAGAGACAGCAGCAGCUAUGGCUGCAGCAUCUUUAGUCUUCAAAGAAAGUGAUACCAAGUAUUCAAGCACGCUUCUGAAGCAUGCGAAGCAGUUGUUCGAUUUCGCAGACGAUAACAGGGGAUCUUACAGUGUCAACAUACCUAAGGUUCAGCCUUAUUACAACUCAACUGGAUAUGGGGAUGAGCUUCUUUGGGCUGCUUCAUGGUUGUACCAUGCAACAGAGGAUAAAACAUACCUUGACUUUGUGUCGAAGAAUGGUGAAGAGUUUGGUAAUUUUGGAAGCCCGUCAUGGUUUAGUUGGGACAACAAGCUUCCAGGAACACAUAUAUUAUUAUCAAGAUUAACCUUCUUCAAGAAAGAGUUAUCAGGAAGCAAAGGACUUGAAGGUUAUAAAGACACAGCAGAAGCUGUCAUGUGUGGGCUUAUACCAAGCUCCCCAACAGCUACAUCUAGUAGAACUGAUGGUGGUCUAAUAUGGGUUAGUGAAUGGAAUGCGCUGCAACACCCUGUAUCCUCAGCAUUUUUAGCUACACUCUACAGUGACUAUAUGCUCACCUCUGGUAUUAAGGAACUGUCUUGUGAUGAUCAAUCCUUCAAACCUUCAGAUCUCAGAAAAUUCGCCAGAUCUCAGGCUGAUUACAUGUUAGGGAAAAAUCCAGAGAAAAUGAGCUAUUUGGUGGGAUAUGGUGAGAAAUAUCCAGAAUUUGUGCAUCAUAGAGGAGCAUCGAUACCAGCUGAUGCAAACACAGGAUGCAAAGAUGGGUUCAAGUGGCUUAACUCAGAGGAACCAAAUCCGAACGUAGCUUAUGGUGCACUUGUUGGUGGACCGUUUUUGAACGACACGUUUAUAGACGCGAGGAACAAUUCUAUGCAAAACGAGCCAAGCACUUAUAACAGUGCUCUUGUCGUUGGUCUCUUGUCGAGUUUGGUUACUACGUCUUCCUCAAUAGAAUCUUUUAUAUGAGUCUUUUUUUUUUUUUUAAUUAGAAUCACACACCUUAUUUGCUUCAUUCUAUAAAUGUUAUGUAAUGUAUAAAAAUGUUAAAUGUAUACAUGGUUUUGUCGAGAGCAUUUUACAAAGGAAAUGGUCCCCAAAGAA